Molecule: messenger RNA, 1363 nt
Organism: Triticum aestivum (bread wheat)
Lineage: Eukaryota; Viridiplantae; Streptophyta; Magnoliopsida; Poales; Poaceae
Exons: 1
Coding region: 1-1002 (333 amino acids)
Molecular function (GO): protein binding
Source: RefSeq, a predicted model, not a curated record
AUGCCUUGCUGCGCUCCCGCCCGCAGCGUCGCCUUCGCGCCCGGCCGCAGCUCCCGCCCGCAGCAUCGCCUUCGCGCCCGGCCGCCCGCACGCCCCGCCAGCCACUUCUGUGAGGCCCUCUGGACGGUGGCCGUGCAGGACGGGGUAGGACGGGGUAGACUGGUGGCAGUGGCGGCGCUGCUGCUGCCGGUGGUCGUGUUGCUGCCGCGGUGUCGGGGCGUCGCGGCGCAGCCCACGCCACGGUGCGGGGACGGCGACCUUGCCGCGUUGCGAGGGUUCUCGGCCGGUCUUGAUGCUCUGGUGGAUGGAUGGCCGGCCGUCGCUGAUGACGAUGAGGACGGCUGCUGCGCGUGGCCAGGCGUGGUAUGCGGCCGCGCGGGCGUCGUCGGGGUGGUGCUGCCGAACCGGGGGGAUAUGACCGCGUUGCUCACCGGGCUGACGGCGCUCCGCGUGCUCAACCUCUCCGGCAACGCGCUGCGGGGCGCGCUCCCGCCCGGCCUCCUCCGGCUGCACCGCCUCGAGGUGCUCGACGUCAGCUCCAACGCGCUCGCCAGCGCGAUCGGGCCCGAGCUCGAGCUCCCGGCGGCGCGCAUGUUCAACGUGUCGUACAACGCGUUCAACGGCAGCCACCCGGUGCUCCCCGGCGAGGCCCCGACCCCGCCGCCCAAGCCGCCGCGCCCCUCUCCUCCGACCCCUCCUCCUUCCCAGCCCUGCGCUCCGGCACGCCUCGCCGCGCCUCCGCCCACGCCGGCCCGCGUCCUCCAGCCCCGCACUUCGCGGGCGUCCGCCGCUUCCCCGAAUCACGGCCUCAUCUCCGGCCGUCGCGCCGCCUCCCCGAACCAUGGCCUAGUCUCCGGCCGUCGAGCUGCCUCCUGGGCUCCAUCCUCAUGGCGUAGGUGCGGCAUCGCGCGAGCGGGGACGGCCGGAUCGGUGCGGCAUCGGCGCGGCAGAGCGGGGCGGAGCCGCGCUCGAGGGCGGACGCACGAAGCAGAGCAGACGUGAAGCUCGCCGCGCCCGCGCCCGCCUAUUCGUGGCGGAGCUCGCCCGCGCCCGUGGCCGGGGCGGAGCUCGCGCCCGCCUCUGCAUCGCCGGUGCGGCGUCGAACGCGACGGCGGGGCAGCGGACUUGGGCACGCCAUGCCGCCUCCACCUCCAUGGCCGAGCAGAGAAGAGACAGAUGAGGGGGUGGGGGAGACAACGAGUAGAAACUUUUUGACACCCUGACAAAAAUUCUCGCCGGCAGCCCCCCAGGAGGCGAAAAAAAUGCCUCCUGGGGAGGCAAACGGCUGGAGAUGCCCUAAGGGUUUGUUUUCUGGCUGAGACUACUAGGGAGCAAAAGGCGGAUUUUGUCGCUUUUAUGGAGA